This is a messenger RNA of Castor canadensis (American beaver), 323 nucleotides long. The record is from RefSeq and is a predicted model, not a curated record. Lineage: Eukaryota; Metazoa; Chordata; Mammalia; Rodentia; Castoridae.
GUAGUCAACAUGUCUGACAAAAGCGACUUAAAAGCUGAGCUUGAGCGCAAAAAGCAGCGCUUAGCACAGAUAAGAGAAGAGAAGAAACGGAAGGAAGAAGAGAGGAAAAAGAAAGAGGCGGAUAUGCAGCAGAAGAAAGAACCUGUUCAAGAUGAUUCCGAUCUAGAUCGCAAACGCAGAGAGACGGAGGCUCUGCUGCAAAGCAUUGGUAUCUCACCGGAGCCCCCACUAGUCCCAACCCCUAUGUCUCCCUCCUCGAAAUCAGUGAGCACUCCCAGUGAAGCUGGAAGCCAAGACUCAGGUGAUCUGGGACCAUUAACAAG